AUGUUAUAUCCUAGUAGUUAUGAGGUUGGCUCUUAUUCAGAUGGAGUUAGAUGUACAAAAGUAAAGGAAAUUAAUAGGUAUUAUAUUUAUGGAGGAAAGCAAUUAUAUAUGGUGUUGUGUGUGUUACUUUUGAUAAACUUAGUUGAUGUGUUGCAUGUAAAGAUGGAUUAUAAGCAGAAUCAUUGUUGUGAUGUUUGUUAUAAGACACAUUCUACAUGUGAUAACAGUACUUUGUGUGUAAGUUGUCAGGAUGAAUUAACUCAAUAUAAUAGAGGAUUUUGUAGAGGAUUUGAUCCACAAUGUGCAGAAAGUUGUAAAUAA
This is a messenger RNA of Entamoeba histolytica HM-1:IMSS, 321 nucleotides long. RefSeq lists its product as uncharacterized. The transcript has a single exon. The record is from RefSeq and is a predicted model, not a curated record. The coding region runs from base 1 to 321 and encodes 106 amino acids. Lineage: Eukaryota; Evosea; Mastigamoebida; Endamoebidae.